Molecule: messenger RNA, 2784 nt
Organism: Cebus imitator (Panamanian white-faced capuchin)
Lineage: Eukaryota; Metazoa; Chordata; Mammalia; Primates; Cebidae
Gene: CUNH3orf80
Product: chromosome unknown C3orf80 homolog
Exons: 1
Coding region: 209-952 (247 amino acids)
Source: RefSeq, a predicted model, not a curated record
CGCCGCCUCCCGCAGCCUCUGCGCGCCGCGGGCUCCUCCUCCCGCCCAAGCGUGGCCAAGUGAGGACUGCUCCGGCCGCAGGUAGCUGAGGCGUGGGAGGCUGCGCGCUCGGUACCCGAGCGGAGCGCCAGGGAGGGGCCGACGGACGUGCGGGCGGACGGACUCCCCAGCCUCCCUUCCCGGACGUUAGCCGCGUUCUGCGCGGGCCAUGUGGGGACCCGGGGUCACGGCCGAGGGCCUGUCGGUGGCUCCGGCGCCGCCGCCUUUGCUGCCGCUGCUGCUGCUGCUGGCUCUGGCGCUGGUGGCGCCCUCGCGGGGCGGCGGGGGCUGCGCGGAGCUGGCGUGCGGCGAGCGGGAGCGCUGCUGCGACGCGACCAACGCCACGGCUGUGCGCUGCUGCAAGCUCCCUCUGCACGCCUUCCUGGACAACGUGGGCUGGUUCGUCCGCAAGCUCUCCGGGCUGCUCAUCCUGCUGGUGCUCUUCGCCAUCGGCUAUUUCCUGCAGCGCAUCAUCUGCCCCAGUCCACGGAGGUACCCGCGCGGCCAGGCCCGCCCGGGGCAGCGGCCCGGGCCUCCGGGGGGCGCCGGACCGCUGGGCGGCGCGGGGCCGCCCGACGACGACGACGACUCGCCAGCUCUGCUGCGCGACGAGGCUGCCGCCGGCUCGCAGGACUCACUGCUGGACAGCGGCGGCAGCGGCCGGGGCCGGGGAGGCUGCGGGCGCUCGGACCCCUCCUGCACCUCGGAGCACGAGCUGCGCGUAGUGUCGCCGGCCUUCCUGCAGCUGCCCAGCUACGAGGAAGUCAAGUACCUGCCCACCUACGAGGAGUCCAUGCGGCUGCAGCACCUCAGCCCCGGGGAGGUCGUGCUCCCAGUGUCGGUUCUCAGCCGCCCGCGAGGCGGGGGCGCAGCGGAGCCCGACGGCGGCGAGGGCCGCUUCCCCCUCAUCUGAGCGCUCGGGGAUCGGCGGCUGGUGCAGGGCUGGGGGCUGCGGGUGGCACGCAACGGCCGGGGUGCCGCCGCCGCCGCCGCCAACUGCCUCAGACCCUAUCUGGCACCCCGGCCUAACUGCCCGGCACCUCAAGACUGGGUUGUGGUCACUCGUCUCCCUAGCGUUCUCCCGGGAGGUUAGGUUUCCCUGCGUUUCAUUCCGUUGAAAGAAACGUGGGGCACGCGCGAGGCUGCGGCUGCAGCAGGCGACCCCCGAACGCACCUUCGAAGGACGUCCCCGCCCUCUGCCUUACCUGGUCCUGUGGUUCACUCGUAAGUGCCUGCUUCCCGAGUCGAAGAGAACACGUGAGCCCUUUGGUGCGUCGGGAGAAGGGCGGUCUUCUUUAGGGCUGAGGAGAAAGCGCGGUUCCACUCCUUUCCCUACCUGCCAUUUGGACAGGUCACGGUCUCCCAGGGUGGGCACAGGGCGGGGAGCUGUUCGGGACGAGCCGCGACCCGGGACUGCUGCGCGUGGGUGUGGAGAGCGGCACUUGGUAUGAUGGACUCGUUCCCAUGCAGCGGACCCCCAAAAAACCCCUCGAUGUCUUCCUGAUCCAGCAAAUAGUCACAGCUGGUGUUUCACAAUUAGCUGGAGUGCGGGGAGUGGGGGAGGGGGAACACCUGUGAUACGCGGUUAGUUGCUGUACAUACUGAGGGCGCAGCAACUACGUAUAUCCAUUCGGCUGGACUUUUGAUUGUUCAAUAAUUGAGAAGGUAUUUCUAUUUAUUUGUCUUUUCUUCUAAUAUUUUUACCAUGCAUUGAACGCAACAGGAGGGUAUUUCAGCAAAUUCAUGGCAAGGUAAUCGUCUUAUCACUUUUUGUAGGCCAUUAAUGGUCAGGAAAUUGCCCACACUCUGUCAUUAUUGUUUAAUAAAACGUUGGACAUUAUUUCAUUAAAAAAGAUAAACAGAGGUAUGGUCAAACAAGGAAGCAUAUUUGACAUAAUAAACAUGACGGAUAUUUUCACUAUUUGAGAAGAAUAUAUUUUAUUUUUAGUACUGUGACAUAAUAUAUAACUUUUUAUAAUAAUAACUGUAUGCAUUAUGUAGUAUAGUGCUUAAUUGUAUCAUUCACCACAUAGUUAUAUGUAAAAAUAAUUGACAGGUACAUGCCACUUCAUGAAACAUAUGAUAUGCAUUUUCGCCUCCAUUUUUCAUUGGGAAUACAUUCCACAACAUGAUCCAAAACAUAAACACUUGUGACUUGUAACUUUUGUUUAAAGCCAUUAAUUGUGCAGUAAUGUGCUACAGAAGGAUUUGAUCUGCUUCUCUUAAGAAACAAAUGUGAUUGUAUCAGUUUCCUGUUCUGUGACAUACCCUUUAAAAGUAAAAGGUAAUAUAACAUUUUAAUACAUUGUGUGUAAUGUACAUAUGCAUAUUGUCUAUGUACUGUAUACACAUUAUUUAUAAUAUUGUAUUACAGUUUAUCAUUCUCAUGAAAGGAGAAGAAGGAAAACAAAUACAAAAGGUUUCUCUGCUUGAGAAAACGUGAAUGUUAUAUCAAAAACAAUUACACACAUGGAUCUUAUACAUGUUUUUAGAACAUUGUUCUUCUGAUUAAAGAAGUCUGACACUCCUGAAAAAACCUUAAAAUGUCUGACGUAUUAGAAGAAAAUUAUUUGAUUAAACUUCUAAAGGCUGGUUGAAAAAGUCUGACAUUUCUGAGAAAUUUUAAAAUGUAAUAAAAAAAUGGUUAAAUUUCUAAAAACUAAUGACCCUAUGACUAAAGAAAAAUCAUUUCAAGUGUAUUAAAACACAGUAAAACAUUAAAAUAUUUUCUCUGUGCAAAUUUUA